AUGGCCUCGACGAGCGCGCACGAGGAGCGCUUUGUUACCUCCUUCGACGGCACGGGGAUAUACAGCGAUGCAAGCUGGGUAGGUUCGUUGAGCGAGGUGAACCAAGCCAUCAUCUUUGUGCACGGCCUAACAGCCACGACGUACAUAUGGGACCCCAUCUUCACCUCCCCUCGCCUCCUUACCCCUGGUCGCCUGCUAAUCCGCUACGACUGCCGCGGUCAUGGUCGAUCAGACAAGCCCGAUGCAUCGGGUGAUUUCCCACCCGCCUACUCGGGCGAAGCCUUUGCCUCCGAUUUCGCAGCAGUAGCUUCGGCGUGGGGCUUCACCCCGUCGCGCGCGGGUCGCAGAGUCAUCGGUGUAGCCUGGUCAAUAGGCUGUGCAACCCUCUCUGAGCUUCCUCGUCAUGGCGUAUCACGCGACUUGGUGGACGGGUACCUCUACCUAGCCCCGUACGCCUGGCCCGCCCUCGGAGCGCAUAUUGCAGGGCCUAUCGCGAUAGAAUGCAUACCCGUACUGCGUGGCCUACUACCUGCUAGCGAGCAGGAGCUGGAGAAUGCUCGAAGGAAGUGGGUGAGCAAUUUCUCCUCCCAGGCAGAGGGUGGGGUACCGCGGGAGGUGGUGGAGAGAUGGCUCAAAGCUGCCAGGCUUUUGAGGCCAGAGGUGGCAAGACAAUACGGUGGGAGACAGGAGGAUGAUGCGGGACAGGCGAUCGUGGCUGCUGUGGUGGAGAAGGGUACGCCCCUGGUCUUGUUGCAUGGUACGGCGGAUCUACUCUUGGACUGCGACAAGACCAUCGAGGUGACUGGCGCAGCGUUUGGGGAUGCGGCUGCUUUUCAGGCUGUGAGGCUUCAAGGGGCGGGUCAUCAUCUUAUGUGGGAUACGAGGGAGGAGGUUGUGAAUUGGGUGAUCGAGGUGGAGAAAAGGGCGACAGGGGCGUAG
Jaminaea rosea is the source of this 939-nucleotide messenger RNA. Its product is annotated as alpha/beta-hydrolase. NCBI's taxonomy places the organism in Eukaryota, Fungi, Basidiomycota, Exobasidiomycetes, Microstromatales. The record is from RefSeq and is a predicted model, not a curated record. Bases 1 to 939 code for a protein of 312 amino acids. The transcript has 2 exons.